Messenger RNA from Humulus lupulus (European hop), 2944 nucleotides. RefSeq names its product U-box domain-containing protein 33-like. Bases 269 to 2794 code for a protein of 841 amino acids. Gene Ontology annotation, biological process: protein ubiquitination; protein phosphorylation. The transcript has 7 exons. The record is from RefSeq and is a predicted model, not a curated record. Gene Ontology annotation, molecular function: ATP binding; ubiquitin-protein transferase activity; protein kinase activity. Lineage: Eukaryota; Viridiplantae; Streptophyta; Magnoliopsida; Rosales; Cannabaceae.
UCUACAGAGUACAGACCACAAUUUCCUGUUCUCUUCUUGGCCAAAUCGCUGUCAAGUCAUCACAAAAGGGUCAAGUCUCCAUUGGAAAUGAAGGAAGAAAUCCCCACGAAACAGUCUCACGCACCUCACUCAAUUGUUGCUUAGAGAUACCAUUACUAGUUCACCGCCUUAUGAACACUCCUUACUUACCUUCAAAGCCCAGCUCAACCUUCAGCUCCGUUUCUCUCCUCCGCCGAUCUUCGGUGGACCCUCUUUUUUUCCGGAGAAAAUGGAGCUUCUAAGCCCUUCAUACCCUCCUAGCUAUGGCCCUUCUUCGCCUGAAUCCCUUUCUGGGUUUUCUUCUCCGGCAAGUUUCCGACUUGGGUUUGAUCGGGGGAUCACUUCCCAGUUGCCUGAUAUCGUCGAGGACGAUGGCAACAAAGUGUUCGUGGCAGUUGGGAAGUCUGUGGAGAAAGCAUUGGGCUUGCUUAAUUGGACUUUAAGACGGUUUGAGGGUAAACACGUUUGUAUUCUUCAUGUUUAUCAGCCUGCUCACUUCAUUCCCACUCACUUAGGAAAACUUCCAGUAAGUCAAGCAAAUGUCGAUGUGGUAUCUACGUAUAGGAAGAACGAAAGGGAACAAACAUUGAAGCUUUUACGAAGUUACUUGAGCGUUUGCUCUGGAGCAAAGGUGACAGCAAGCAUCAUCACAGUUGAAGCUAAUCAAGUACAGAAAGGAAUUGUGGAUUUGGUGAAUGAAUAUGGUAUUAGGAAGCUUGUCAUGGGGGCUGUUUCAGAAAAUUGUAUGAAGCUUAAAAAGAGGUCGAGCAAAGCAUACUAUGCUGCCACAAAUGCUCCGUUAUUUUGUGAAAUAUGGUUUGUCAACAAAGGGAAACACGUGUGGACUAGAGACUCUUCUGAGGACCCAAGUUCUCUUCCUUCAUGUAGUCGACCACAGCUUGCAACUGCAGGGAAAAACAUAUUUAGAUCAUUUCAAUACGGUAAGAAUAAGUCAAUCCAUUUAAAUUGGCUUCGAUCCAAUUCUGCUAGGGGUGCAGAACCGUUUCAAAGUAACCAGGUUCAGUGUGAACCGUUUCAUGGGGAAUUGGCUUCUUCACCGACUUUGUCGUGUUCAAGUACUUUUCUCCGUGAUUUCAAUGGUUUAUUUAGCCCUACAAGUGCUAGUGCUGGUUCAGGGUAUAAUUCUGCUGAAAGAAGAGUGUCUUCAGACUCUGAUGAAGAGAAAUUAUAUAGUAAGCUUAUUGAUCUCAGGAUAGAAGCUGAGACAUCAAGGAAUAAGGCAAAUAUAGAUAUAGUAAAGCGUAGAAAGUUGGAAUCAGAUGCUAUUGAAGCUAUAAGUAAGGCCAAAAUGUUUGAUUCUGCCUUCACACAUGAAAGAAAACUUAGAAAAGAGGCUGAGGAUGCAUUAAAAAUUACAUUAGAGGAACAAGAAAAGCUAUUGAAAGAAAGAGAAGACAUAACUCUAGAGCUUCAUAGGACCAUGAGAAAUGUUGCACUACUGGACAGUCGUGCACAAGAAGCAAUCCGCAGGCAUGACGAAGCUACCGAUGAACUGAAACUAGUGCAAGAAUCCAUUGCAACCUUGAGGCAGGAAAAACAGCGGAUUCGAAAACAGAAGAUGGAAGCAUUACGCUGGCUUGAGCGGUGGAGAAGUCGUGGACAAGGUAGAGGUGCAAACUGUACUAGUCUUAUUGGGUUCAUUGAUGAGUUACCUGUGCUGGCAGAAUUUUCAUUGUUGGAAUUGGAAACUGCAACAUGUAAUUUUUCUGAGAGCUUCAAAAUUGGGCACGGAGGUUAUGGUUGUGUUUACAAAGGGGAGAUGUUGGGUAGAACUGUUGCUAUUAAGAAGUUGCAUUCAUACAACAUGCAAGGGGAAUCAGAAUUUCAACAAGAGGUAAAAGUUCUAGGCAAACUACAACAUCCUCAUCUUGUGACAUUGCUUGGUGUGUGCCCAGACGCCUGGUCCCUUGUAUAUGAAUAUUUGCCCAAUGGCAGCCUUCAAUAUCAUUUGUCCAGGAAAAACAAUGUUCUGACCUGGAAAAUUCGAGCACGGAUUAUUGCCGAAAUUGCUAGUGGACUUUGCUUUUUGCACUCUUCAAAGCCUGAAAUUAUUGUCCAUGGUGAUUUGACUCCUCGAAAUAUACUUUUGGACUCUGCUCUCAGUUGUAAGAUUUGUGAUUUUGGGAUUUGCAGGAUGAUAAAUGAGGACAACUUGUAUUGCCCAAGUUUACGAUGGUCAAAGGGGCCAAAGGGUGCCUUUUCUUACACAGAUCCAGAGUUUCAGAGAAUUGGAGUCCUGACAUCCAAGUCUGAUGCUUACUCCUUUGGUUUAAUCAUUCUGCAGUUACUCACAAAUAGGUCUCCAGUAGGUUUAGCAGGUGAGGUCCGCAAAGCAGUUUCAUCUGGAAAAUUGCCAUCGAUGUUGGAUUCCUCAGCUGGAGAAUGGCCAAACCAUGUCGUUAGGCGAUUAGUAGACAUUGGCUUGCAAUGUUGCGAAAUGAACGGUAGAGAUAGACCAGAUAUAACACCCUCUUUUGUGAGAGAACUCGAGCAGUUGCACGUCUCUGAAGAGCGGCCAGUACCAUCAUUCUUCUUGUGCCCCAUCCUUCAGGAAAUAAUGCAUGACCCUCAGGUGGCUGCUGAUGGAUUCACUUAUGAAGGGGAAGCCAUGCGAGGAUGGUUGGAAAAUGGCAAAGAUACCUCUCCAAUGACCAAUUUGAAGCUAAGUCACCUGCAUCUCACUCCCAACCACGCUAUACGGCUUGCAAUUCAGGAAUGGCUUUGUAAAGCAUAACAAAACCAUUACAUGAAAAUUGUAGAUUAGUAAAUACACGUGUAUAAUGUGAUAUGUUGUAACUUUUAAGUUAUGUAGUUGCAAUUUUGUUUGGUUUGCCUUAACUAGAGAUUAUGAAAUAUAAAAGGGGACUAUUUCACACUUGAGAAA